Molecule: messenger RNA, 2883 nt
Organism: Dicentrarchus labrax (European seabass)
Lineage: Eukaryota; Metazoa; Chordata; Actinopteri; Moronidae
Gene: bcat2
Product: branched chain amino-acid transaminase 2, mitochondrial
Exons: 11
Coding region: 12-1319 (435 amino acids)
Biological process (GO): L-valine biosynthetic process; L-leucine biosynthetic process
Cellular component (GO): mitochondrion
Molecular function (GO): branched-chain-amino-acid:2-oxoglutarate transaminase activity
Source: RefSeq, a predicted model, not a curated record
UUUUUUUUUAAAUGUGUGGGAGGUUUCUGACUUCACCUCAGCUGAGCAGCGACUCUUAUUUCAAAGCGGAACCCAAGUUGACUUUGAGCGGAGUGUGUGUUUCUACACGAACAAAUAAUCUCGUUUAUCAUCGUUACGUAGCGGAGAUGGCAGCCCUGCGAACGGCACUCCAUGGACGACUGGUUCAGACCCUCCCCUUUUCCUUUGGCUCACUGCGGUUCGCCAGCUCGUUUAAGGCUGCAGAUGUCGUCGUCGAACAAAACGCAGCAUGCAAGCCGAAGCCCGACCCAUCCACCUUGGUGUUUGGCAAACAGUUCUCCGACCACAUGUUGACCAUCAACUGGUCGGAGAAGGACGGCUGGGAGGCUCCUGAGAUCAAACCUUUCCAGAACCUGUCACUGCACCCUGCCAGCUCUGCCCUGCACUACUCCAUAGAGCUGUUUGAAGGCAUGAAGGCGUUUCGUGGUGUCGACAACCAUAUCCGUCUGUUCAGACCCAUGCUGAACAUGGAGAGGAUGCAUCGAAGCGCUGACAGAAGCUGCCUUCCUUUGUUCGAUAAAGGUGAAAUGCUGGAGUGCAUCAAGAAGCUGGUGGCGGUUGACCAGGAGUGGGUUCCCUACUCCCAGGACGCCAGUCUCUACAUCAGACCCACCUUCAUAGGAAUUGAGCCGUCCCUCGGUGUGUCUCCGGCAGGAAAGGCUAUGAUCUUCGUCAUCGUCGGCCCAGUGGGACCUUACUUUGCCACAGGGUCCUUCAACCCCGUUUCUCUGCUGGCGGACCCUUCAUUUGUCAGGGCAUGGCAAGGAGGCGUUGGGGCCUAUAAGAUGGGAGGUAACUACGGUCCUACGAUAGCAGUCCAGAAUGAGGCGGUGAAGCGCGGCUGUCAGCAGGUCCUCUGGCUGUAUGGAGAGCAGGAGGAGAUCACCGAGGUCGGCACCAUGAACCUCUUCAUCUACUGGACCAAUGAGAACGGAGAGAAGGAGUUGCUGACCCCACCUCUGGAUGGCAUCAUUCUCCCAGGAGUCACCAGACAAUCUCUGCUGGACCUGGCCAGAGAGUGGGGUGAGUUUAAGGUGACGGAGCGCACGAUGUCCAUGAAGGAGUUGCUGGGGGCUCUGGACACUGGGAGGAUCAAGGAGGUGUUCGGAGCAGGGACAGCCUGUGUUGUCUGUCCUGUUGGUAGCCUGCUCUACAGAGGAAAGAUGUACCAGAUCCCGACAAUGCAGAACGGUCCGGACCUGGCAAAGAGGUUCCACAAAGAGCUUACUGAUAUUCAGUAUGGACGCAAACCAAGCGAAUGGGCACCGCUGGUCGUUUAAACGGCCGUAUUGCACAUGCCAAGUUGUAUCAACAGUUAGUCCCAUAAUUCCAGUUUGGACAACCAGCAGCCCCCCCCCUCACCCAACCUCUCAACCCACUAAUGCACUCCUGCUUAACUCACCUACCGAGAAGACGGACGCCUCUUUCUCUGUCCGUCUUCUCUGGCAACUUUUCCAGAAGUUCCUUUCUGCUCGGACUCUCAUAGGUAUAUGGUUGGUGGUUUGAAUGUAACAGCCCGCUUUGGAGCAAUAUUAACAACAAUAUGCAAUGUUCUGACUUGACGACAACCCUUAACCUCGAGGUAUUUACUGUAAAGUAGGACAAACAGCUGUCAUUGGAAAGGUAAAAAAAUAAGCAAAUUCAAGCAGUCAGAUGACAAAAGAUAUAAAAUAAUCAUAAAGAUUAGAUGUGACUAGAAUGAGUGCAUUCACAUCUCUAAUUGGGUCAAUUCGCUUAUAGGCUGCACUCCAUUCAAGUGUUUUGUCCUUUAUAGUCACUUGAUUUGUUCCUUGUGAGGAAAGUGCUUCGAGUUAAUAGCACAAACGCAUAUUUUCAUCAACACUGCAUUCUGGCAUUAACAAAAAAGGCACAAACUGACAUUUCAGAUGUAGGAGGUAAAGUAUUUGCAAUAUUGUUUGCGUGUGUAGAACUUAACAUUAGACGGCUUCUUGGCGGAACGCAAUCUGUAAGUACUGUUUCUCAACAACAAAUGUAUUUAAAAUGUAUUUCACAACAGGAAAAACUUAUUUUAACAAUAACCUGUACUACUUGCAGCAACCUGUGGUGUUUUCUCUGAAACCUUUUAACUGUUACGUGUGAGUAGUGCCUGUAAACGCAUCAUAGGAUAUGUCUCGUUACUGUCGUGUACAUAAUGAUCUGCGAGUACUGCCGUAGUUUUCAUGGGGCCAUGUCACUUUGACACCAGUUUGCACUGACCUUGUUUUAAUGUCAGAUACGUAUCUGAGCGUGACUCCGCUUUAAGAGAGGAAACAUGAGUGGUUUUUAUGUUUGUUGGUUUUGUUAGUUAAGAAUACGACUGCACAAAAACGAAAGAUUUGAGAUUUUUUUUUAAAAAGGCGAGGUCUGAGUGAACUUUAUCACGCACAAAAUGGUCGACAGAAGGCCUACACGCUGUAGAAGAGAAGGACUGUUGGAUGCUGGCAGUAACUCCUGCACUAGUUUGUGUGUUAGCAUUAUGAAAACAAUGUAUUGUAACAAAUAGAUUGUUAUUUUAGAGGUUUUUAAUGAUUUUGAUGUGAAAUUAGUCCGACUGUCUUCCAAAGUACUUGACUGUGUGGCACUAGUGUUUUUCCUUUUUUUUUUUUGGAAUGUAUUUUUAUUUUUACACACAUGCUAUAGACCUGUUCCUCUCUCUGUCUAAGUGCCUGACCUGUUAGCUCGUUCUUCUGUGGAUCUUCAGCUGCUGCUUUGUUUGUUUUCCAGUUUGUGCACUAGGGGAUAUAGCUGGAUUCUUUAAGUAAUGUCAGUUUAGUUUUUUUUUUUUUAAAUGUGCUGUUACUUUAACUCUGUUGUUGUUUUUACAAUAAACCUGAUCUGAAUUCA